AGCCAGUUUUUGGCUGAAACAGAUUGCCCCGAGGGUGCAUUGCCACGCGCGCGCGCGCCGCAGUACUUCGGCGCGCCCUGACCGUGGAGCAGCAGGUGCACUUCGGGUUCUCGCACCAACAUGCUGACGAAGGCAGACAGCAGGUGCUUCAAAGACGAGCGGAUGUCGGGGGAGGUGGACGAGCUCGUUGGAUGGACCACCGAAGAUUUCGAGGUCGCGAUGCGAGAGGCAGCUGCGCGGGAGGAGUGCGCCACUGUCGGCGAGGCUGGUGGGAAGGCCACGGCGGCGGCAUCCUGCAAGCUCUUCGUGGGCGGCCUCUCGGCUCAGACGAGCACGGAGGCCCUCCGCGCGCACUUCUCGAAGUACGGCUGGCUAGUCGACGCGGUGGCCAUGUCGAAGGCCGGGCGCCCGCGAGGGUUCGGCUUCGUGACGUACGACUCGCCCGGCCCUGCGGCCAUGGCACUCGUGGAGCCGCAGUGGCUGGACGGCCGCCUCGUGGACGUGAAGCGCGCGGUGCCUGGCGAGCGGACCCCAGAGCGAGCAUCGAGCAAGGUUUUCGUCGGCGGCUUGUCCCAGGACGUCACCACCGAUGACCUCAGGGCCUACUUCGGCGCCUACAGCCCCGUGGCUGACGCGGUGGUGAUGGUGGACCGGCGCACGAGCCGCUCCCGCGGCUUCGGCUUUGUCCGCUUCGGCAGUGGUGCCCAGGGUUCUGCCGCGGCGGAGGCGGUCCUCCUGGACUCCCCGAAGCACCGCCUCGCGGGCAAGUGGGUCGAGGUGAAGCGGGCCACGCCCGCCGCCGCUCUCCAGGAGCUGUCGCCCACGACAGCGUCCGACGGCGCCGGCAGCCCCGCGUCCCUGGCGAUGAUGGAGGCCUCGGCCGCCUACAUGAUGGACGUUCUCGCGUGGCCCGACGCCUUCGCCGGCGCCGGCUUCCCUAGCGGCGUGCAGGCCGCGUCGCCGUUGUGGGGCGCGGGCCGCGGACACACGCGUGGCCGCCGCGGCCGCCGCCGCAAGGGCAGGAUGGGCGGGGACGCCGGCGAUGGCAGCGACCGCGGCGAGGGCGAGCAGCAGAUGAUCUACUGCGACAGUCCCUGCGGCCACGGCUCUGCCAGCGGCUCGCCCUUCGGCAACUCGCUGUCAGGCCUCGACCUGCCCCCUGGGCUGCCUGUCAGCCCCGCGGCGGCGGUGGUCGCGGCAGGCCGAGCCUUCCAGGCUGCGUCCCUGGGGGCCCCGCUGGCGCCCCUCGGACUGGAUCAGCUCUGCUUCGACAUGAGCCCCGCCUCCAUGGCAGGGCGCCUUGGCGUCAUGGGCGGCGUGCACCAGACCAACGGCUUCGGUGACCUCGGCGGCCUCCGCGCCGCCGCGGCCAAGCUCUCGCAGGGCGACUCGGAGAACAACGCGAGCCGCGCCAACCGCGCCGCCACACCACCGCGUUGCCCCCAUGGCAGCCCAGGGCCUAACGCCUCGCCCAUGAAGGUGACCUGCAGCGACGACUUUUCUGGACUGCUCCCCGGACGGCGCUCGGGCAAGAAUGUGACCACGCAAGGCCUGCCCUCGUGGCCGUGUGCACAGUGAGCCGCCGCAUGCCGCGCUGCGGGAGCAGCAGCGUGUCCAGAAAGCCCUCGCUUCAGGACGGCGCCCCGCGCGCGAGCGCGCCGCGGCCCCAGGGGUUGCAGGCUGCGCUGCGCCAGUGCACAAUCACCCUUCGGGAGUCCGAAAGCCUAGGCAGGUUGCACACUUUCAGAGUUCCACCCUGCGCUCAUCAGCAGCGCUCAUAGGCGUGUGGCGUAAGGGGGGCGGCCUCCGUAGAAAGCAGGAGGGCUUCGGGGAAAGCCGAUUGCCCACUGGCAAGUACUAUCGGAAGGCACCAGACCCUUCUAAGGAGCCCCCUGCCUUCUCAGAACGCUGCCUCCCUCUCCCCACCCCCUUGCGCGCGCCGCCACUUCAGGUGCAGCUGCUAAUUAUACGUUCAAGGUGCAUUAUAUCCUGCGACGUGACGUGAGACUCAAGGGGGGGUCUCGGUCGCACGUCGCGUGCAGCGUGAUGCUAGCAGCGGCAGUCGCGGUCCUGGUUGUGACAGCCGGGCCCUGCACGCGUGCGCGGGCAUCUUUGAGCAUUACUCUGCAAUGCUUAAUUAGUACGUAAUCAGCGCUGGUGGCAAGCGGACCCUGUAGGGCUAGUGAAAAGGGCCGAAGCCGCCACCGCGUUGUUUUAGUAGGUGCGGCGUAGUGCCGCGCACGAUGAGUGCCAUUGGAAGAGGAGGCGCAGCAGGAAGAGAAAG
Prorocentrum cordatum is the source of this 2284-nucleotide messenger RNA. The record is from the annotation of a GenBank genome assembly. Lineage: Eukaryota; Dinophyceae; Prorocentrales; Prorocentraceae.